AUGGCUGAAAAUAGAGAAGAAAUUCUUGCAAAUUUUCAGACCAUUACCAAUGUAGAAGAUGUUGAUGAAGCUUUAUUUCAUUUAGAAGAAACUAAUUGGGAUUUACUGUCAGCAAUAAACAGAGUGUUACCUCAGGAUGGGAACUCAACAUCACAGUCUAACAGUACACAAGAUGUAGAAAUGAUUGAUGAUGACAUAUCUGUGAUAACACCAAAAAAUCAUCCACCUGAUAGAGAAGAUAGUAACCAAGCAUCAACAUCAUCACUGAGAAACAGCUCCUCUGACAUAGUGGAACUGCAAGUUAACUGUAAUAAUAAGAUAAAAGAGUUCAUUAUGUCUGGUUCGUCUACAGUCAGUGACCUAAAGAAAAGAUUAGAAAUGGUUUUUGGUAUUCCUGUGUGUCAGCAACAAAUAUCUGGUCUUGGCGGUUCAAAAGCAACAUCAACAGCAUUACUUUCUAGUUUGGGUCUUGCUCGUAAUGCUGUACUUAGAGUGAAAGCAGCUGAAGGUGUCUUAGCUGACGAUGAGGUGGCAGAAAGACUGACAACCACAUACGCCCUGCACAUAAAACAUGAGGACCGGGAGUAUACACUAAAGUACCUGGGCACCAAGACGGUGCAAGAAGUCAAAAAUGAUCUCUUCUCUCUUACCGAUAUACCUGUUAGGCAUCAAGUUUGGACCGGAUGGCCAAAUGUCACGGGUUUGGAUGACACAGUUCUGGCUAUGAUUGGCCUGAAUCUGCCUCAGCACGAACUGACAGUACGUCGGGCCCCCAAGCAGCGAGAGUACAAGAGGAUAAUAGUAGAUAGUUCAGACAGUGAUAACGGUUCGGUGGAGGAGGUCGAAGAUGGUGAUUCAUUUCCAGCUGAAGAAGACAUGUUUGUAGACGUACCCUCUGAAAGAUUGCAACCUUUAAUGUCUGAACACGUGGAAGACGAGGCCCUGGGCUGCAUUGAGUUUGCGCAGCGGUUCCGCGCGCGCUACGGGCCGAACUCGCCAAACUUUUUCGAAGGGACCCUGCAAGACGCAAUCAAGGAGUCGUGUCUCACGCCUGCUAAAGAGAGGAAACUCCUAGCGGUUUAUCUGCACCACGAGCAGUCAGUGUUGUCGAAUGUGUUCUGUGCUCAACUUCUUGGCUGCGAAACGGUUCUGCAAACACUUGCUGCCAACUUUAUAGUCUACGGCUGGGACCUCACUUACCCGGACAACAUGAAUCUUUUGUUAACAUCGGUGACGAAUGCGUUGGACCUGGUAGCCAGUAGAACAAUACGCAGGAUCCCCAUCGACCGAUUGCCAGCUCUGCUCAUAAUAAUGCGCCUGCGCUCGAAUACGGAAAUUUACUCUGUUAUCAAUGGUAACGUAGGAGUGUCAGAACUGGUGGGCGGGCUCAUGGAAGCGGUAGAACGUUUCGCGGUACAAAGGGAAGAAGACGCCAAGGUAGAGCGAGAGAGACUAGCGAGACAGAGGGUGAAGUGGGAGCAAGAUGAAGCUUACCAGCGGAGUUUGGAGGCUGACAGAGCAAAAGAAGAAAUAAAGAAACAGCAAGAGUUUGAAAGGAAUCAAGAGAUUGAAAGGGCAGAAUCGGAACGGUUAAUGGAGGAAGCCAAGAAGGAGGCGCUUCGAGUGGGCGCGGCAUCUCGCGUACCCGCUGAGCCGGCUGCGGACGCGGCAGAGGUGUCGCGUAUACGGGUACGUCUCCCCCCACCGCACAACGAGUGCCUCGAGAGACGCUUCCACGCGACUGACACGCUUGCGGCAUUGUUAGAUUUCUUAGCGUCGAAAGGUUACCCUCAAGAAAACUACAAAGUGAUAUCUAGCUGGCCUAGAAGAGACCUAACAACGGAAUCUCACAGCAGCACGUUGAAAGCGCUGAAGUUAUAUCCACAGGAGACCAUCGUUCUCGAGGAACGGUGA
Molecule: messenger RNA, 1914 nt
Organism: Leptosia nina
Lineage: Eukaryota; Metazoa; Arthropoda; Insecta; Lepidoptera; Pieridae
Source: the annotation of a GenBank genome assembly